Rotaria socialis is the source of this 1770-nucleotide messenger RNA. NCBI's taxonomy places the organism in Eukaryota, Metazoa, Rotifera, Eurotatoria, Philodinida, Philodinidae. The record is from the annotation of a GenBank genome assembly.
AUGAUUGAAACUUCUACUACUGCAAAUGGUCAAAUUUUAUCAGCAAAGAAUAAUCUAAGCGAACUUUAUUCAACAUAUAAAAAUCAACCAUCAUCACCAACUAUUUCUCGUUCACCAUCAUUGUCAUCAAUACAUUCUUCUUCAUCAUCAUCAUCAUCAUCUUCAUCUUGUUCAUCAAAUAAAGCUAAUACAAAUUUAGCUCUAAACAAAAUAGAUUCUAGUUCAUCGAUAUCUUCCAAUCAGCGUAAAGAAUCAAUAUCAAAACUUCCAUAUCCCGUUUUAUCUGACCAUCGUGAUCCAUCAUCCAUACUUGUUCUAUUACAAAAAGAAACUCACACAACCUCAAAAAAGAUUUCUAGUGUGAUUAAACAAAUCGAAAACUAUGAACAACGUUUAACACUAAAUAUUUAUACCGAAAAUGAAAAGAAAACGUUUAAGUAUGAACGUGCUAAAUUAAAACAACAACUAGAUGCGCUAAAAAAACAUGAACGUCGUGUUAGUUUACAAAUUGAUUUUAUCACAACAAAAACAGAAAUAAAAGGUUUAGAAGAUGAACAAAAACAAAAUAAGAACAAUCAAAAUUCAGAUGAAAUUCAACAAUUUAAAAUUCUAUUGGGAAAAUUAAAACAAAAGUUAGAUAAAAUGAAAAUUUAUAUGAGAACAAGAAAUGAACAAAUGAAAAAGAUUUGUAAUUCUAAAGAACAUGUAACUAAUUCAAAUAAUAAUCGAAAACCAUCAUUAUCAUCUAGUCAAAAACAACAUUUGUAUUCAUCAUCAACAAAAGAUUUGGAUCGAAAACGUCCUUCAACGUCAGUAAAUAAUCAUCCAUCGAACAAACGUUUAAAACCAACAGUACCUGUCGUUCGUUUAGCAUCGCGUGCAACGAGUCAUGAUUCAAAAAAGCAUUCAAAACCACCACCACCGAUUGUACGUUUUGUUAAUAAAACAUCGAAUUCAACAAGUACAACAAUGCAUUCAACAUCUCCGACAACACCAGCUUCAUCAUCAUCGACUCUGUCACCACCUGUAAUUGCAAGCAGAAGUCGUGGUGAUACAAAUAGUACUGAGAUUUCUCUAGAACAAAAUGAACUACCAUCGGUUGAUGAUGACGAUGACCUUGAUCUCGAGCUUGACAUGGAUGAAUUAUUUGAUGAUGAUUCACGUUCACAGCAAACUCUAGAAAGAUUAAAAGCCGAAAAAAAUGUCAACUACAAAUAUCAAAUACGUCAGAAAAGAAGGAUGACAUUAACAUUCAAAUGUUAUCAAAAUGAUUUUUUGAUCAAAAAUUUAAAUAUUGCUUCAUUCGGAGACUGUUUUGGCUCAGUUAUUGCUUGUAUGGCUUUUGCACUUUUGAUUGAAUUAAGUCGAGGUAUUGAUCUUUAUCUUCGAAAUUAUUCCGUAACACAUCGAAGUGGUGAUUCACAUCGAUCAAAUACUUUAUCAGAAAAGACGAUCCAACGGCGAAGAUUUAUGCUUCAUAUGUUACGUACACUUGUGCAUUUAGCUCAAACUGGUUUAAGUUAUAUAUUAAUGUUAAUGAUCAUGAAUAAUUUUGCUGGUUUUUUUCUUUCUGCUAUUAUCGCGCUUGGAAUCGGCUAUUAUCUUUUAAAUGGUGUUCAUCCGUAUACACGUAGUGCUAAUCGUAUUCAUAUGUCAAAUGCUAAUAGCGAUCUUACAAACACAGCAGAUAUUAUUAAUGAAGAUGAUGAACCUUCAGUUGCAUCACACCCACCUUCUAGACUUCAGAGAAUAAUAUCGAUAAACAAUUGA